AUGUUCUCAAAUCCUGGUUUAAAUUUGCCUCGGAUCAAUUUACCUCAGCAAGCAAUUCGACCUGUUUUGGCUCCAGAUGUAUCGAGAUUUGGUUGCAGCAGCUCAUCUGGCACUGUUAAUAUGCUAUCAACGACGAGCGGAAAAGCAGCACGAAAUGUUCCUCCAUUAAUUGUUUCACACAGCACAUCUAAUCUCUCAGCAGUGAGGCCACUACUUCCCGUAUCUAAUUCAUCAGAACAGAUAUCCGAUGUUCAGUGUCAACCAUAUCGAAAUGUUGUUGGUUGUCGAAAACCUUUGUUUUCUGAUAUAGAAAGGUACCAAUGGUCAUCAGCAUCAACAGUCGAAAGGUCGCAAUUUGUAAGAACAUCGGGAAGUAGGAAUAGCCGAUCAUUGCCGAGUCUGAGAGACGUUUCUAGUGUUGCAGUAAAACAGAAUUUACAUAUAAGAGAAGUUGGAGUAUCCGAUGAUACGGUUUGUACGUUAACGUCAGACUGUGGGAUAUCCACUACUGAACCAAUAGAUAUCAGCGAUGAAGAUUUCAAUUAUAUUGGUAAUGAGGAAGAGCACGCAGAACACAAGAGCAAUAAAUGGAACACGACGAAAACACGAUAUAGGAAACGAAGACAUGAACAAUCUAGUAGUGGCGAAAGCGAAUCAGAGCAGGGUAAUUUUUAUGUUCUUGUUAGUUUUUUGACUGAAGGUAAAGACAUCCCUCGUUGGCAGAAGUUGACAAAGGAAGAUUUUGUUGAUACAAUAUUAAGCGAUACGGAUGACGAAAUUGACCAGGUUGAACAGACUGUGGCAAUGAGUGGCUUCCAUUCGCGGAGUGUUCCUGAAGAAAAAUUUUAUUGCAUUAACGAUGUAGGUGAUUGCUGUGCUACCGAAGAAUUGAAAAAGUUACAUAAAAGAUUCAGAAUAGAGAUUAUAGAAAAAAUCGCGAAGGAAAAAGAAAGUCAACCGAAAUCCGAUCCUCCGAAUAUUCUUGCAUUUCAUGACAACUGCAAAUGUAAGUGGAUUUCAUUGUUAGAUUUUUCCAAAGAAACUUCUGUACUUCUAGGUGGUCAUCACUCGGAUACUGAAACUGAAUCAGAAAGUUGUGAUUCCGAUGAUUGUGUUGAUGACAGUGAUGAGAGAAGUGGCAACGUAUCUGUUGACGAACAGCAAACUGAUAGUAAAGAUAAAAUUACUCGUGUAAAAAUGAGUGAAUCCAAAAAGCAUAGUACCGUUGCGAAACAAGAGGUCAUUAGAAAACGUAACCAUCCAGCCAUUCUUCACAGUGAUGUUUGCUUCAAUGAAAUUGGUCAAAUGAAUGAUGGACCAGAAUGUCGCUGUUCAUGGGCAGCUAAAAAAUCCGGCUUACGUCAUAAUAAAUAUGCUGGAGAGACUGUUAUAGAAAAAUGUGAUCUAAGCUCAAGCAAUUCGCAUCGUUUGUGGCACUAUAUACUUUAUACUGAACCUAAUCCAAAUACUGUUGUUCGCCGUUCAACAAAAAUUAACCACCGUGGUAGGACUUAUGAACUGGAAGGCUUUUCUGUUUUUUUUCACAAGUCCCUUCCAUCGAAUUUUCCCCAAACACCAUUGUCAAAAUGGACAAGUGAAUAUAACAUUAAAUUUAUGGAGGAAAAUAUUCCAACGAAUUUUACAAUAGAAGACUUAGAAUUAUUCCAUCAUUAUUUAUUUACCGAUAUUAUGGAAAUGUACGAUUUAAAAAAAUACCCUUUGGAUAACACUGAUGGUUGUCCUUAUUACCAUUGUAUGCCAAGAUUUGUUUACAACCUUUCAGAUGGCGGGAAGGAGAUAUUACCAAUGUCUGUUGUAAUGACUUAUCUGAUUGAGAGCUAUCAUUGUCUUAUGACAGAGUCCGAGGCGCAGAUUCUUAAACAUGAUGCUGAUGCUUUUCGCGAUUUUGCUGAAAAUGUCCGUGGUUCCCUGGUUAUGAAUGCAAGUAAGAGGCCAUCGACAAUUCGGGUAGAUCUCAUUGAUAGGCCAGAUUUUUUGCCCAACAAUUCGGAUACUCUCUUUCCGUUGAUUACUCACUUUGGUGUGAGGCCUUCUUCCCAUACUUAUAAUUCAAAUGCAGAGUAUCAAAAAAUGUCCAAGGAAUACUUGCGAAUGCGCAAAAUUCUUGCAAUGAAGCCACGUGUAAGUGCGGAGGAACGAGGAAAACUUGCACAGAAAGCUUCACAAUUAAAAGCAUUGCGUAAUGAUAGUCAGCUAAAGCGUGAUUUUGUUAUGUCAGUGUCAUCUCGCAGCUUCUAUAGUACAGGACUAUUUCCCGAUAUUGUGCAGCAUGGUUUGCUGCUAAUUCUUGCAUGUGCACAUGUGCGUUUUCAAUGGUCUUUACAAGUAUAUGAGCAAGAACGCAUUCACUAUGUUUUCAAGAACCGUUCGCUUUUGGAACUGGCAUUGACCCAUCCAUCAUAUCGUACUAAUUAUGGUACUAAUAGCGAUCAUGCUCGUAACACUCUUAACAAUUGUGGUGUACGUUCUUCCAAGCAAAGAGUGCAUGAUCGUUUAGUGCAACAGCAGUUAAGUGCUAAGAAGCGAGGUUUUCAUACCCUAAUGGAAAUCAUGUCGAAAUUGGGUUCAAAAAAAGCGGAACAAUCGCCAUUAAAUCAUAAUGAACGACUCGAAUUUUUGGGCGAUGCUGUUAUUGAAUUUAUUACUACUAUUCAUUUGUUUUAUAUGUUCAGCGAACUUGAUGAAGGCGGUUUGGCCACUUACCGUUCAACAAUGGUUCAAAAUAAAAACCUUGCUUUGCUUGCUAAGAAGAUAGGCCUGGACGAGUUUAUGUUGUACGCGCAUGGACCUGAUUUAUGCCAUGAAUCUGAUCUUAGACAUGCGAUGGCAAAUGCUUUUGAAGCAAUGAUGGCUGCAAUUUAUCUUGACGCUGGAAUCGAUGAGUGUGAUAGAAUUUUUGGUCACGCCAUGUUUGCUGAUUCGAAGGAAUUACUUUCUGCAUGGUUUGAUUUAGAAGACCAUCCUUUAAAGCGAGAUAAUCCAAAUGGUGACCGUCAUUUGAUAAAUGGUGUACCGGCGCUUCAGCUGCUCACGGAAUUAGAGAAAAACAUCGGAAUUACAUUCAAACAUAUAAGAGUGCUUGCUAAAGCUUUCACUAGAAGAAAUAUUGGCUUCAAUAAUCUUACUUUAGGUCACAAUCAACGUUUGGAAUUUCUUGGGGAUACGGUUCUGCAGUUGAUAACAACGGAUUAUCUUUAUAAGCACUUUCCAUACCAUCAUGAAGGUCAUUUAUCAAUAUUGCGCACUUGCUUAGUUAGCAACAGAACACAGUCUGUAAUUUGUGAUGAUAUUGGCAUGACGAAAUAUUUGGUAACGCCAAAAGUUAUGCAAAAAAGUGGGAUGCCAGUGUUAAGAGUAAAAGACAAGGCUGAUCUUGUUGAGGCAUUUCUUGGUGCUCUUUACGUUGAUCGUGGAUUUGAUUAUUGCAAAGUUUUCUGUAGAAUUUGUUUCUUCCCCCGUUUAAAAUUUUUUAUUAUUGCUCAACACUGGAAUGACCCAAAAUCACAGUUACAACAGUGUUGCUUAACUCUACGACAAAUGGAUGGUGGUGAACCAGACAUCCCGGAAUAUAGAACAAUAGCUGUUGAAGGUCCAACGAAUACGAGAAUAUACAAAGUUGCCGUUUAUUUCAGAAAGAAACGAUUAGCAGUAGGAUGUGGACAUACAAUGCAGUUAGCUCAAAUGCGUGCUGCGGAGAAUGCCUUGAUAAAAAGAUCUGAUCUCUUUCCAACGCUGAAAAAUACAGCAAAACAUAGUGGAGUACAAAACAGACGUGAAAAUGGUCUAGGUGCCAAAGUGAAAUGCGAACUGGCUGAUCGGACAAAACAACGUAUGCUGUUCGACUCAACUCAUGUUUUGCAAUCGGACUUUGCAACUGGGUCAUCACUCACUGAUGGUACUCAAACUUCCAGACCACAAAUCAUUUCAUUGCUUGACCUCAAGUUUGAUGCUGAUGGUUGUCUCAUUUAG
This is a messenger RNA of Brugia pahangi, 3990 nucleotides long. The record is from the annotation of a GenBank genome assembly. NCBI's taxonomy places the organism in Eukaryota, Metazoa, Nematoda, Chromadorea, Rhabditida, Onchocercidae.